Entrophospora sp. SA101 is the source of this 423-nucleotide messenger RNA. NCBI's taxonomy places the organism in Eukaryota, Fungi, Glomeromycota, Glomeromycetes, Entrophosporales, Entrophosporaceae. The record is from the annotation of a GenBank genome assembly.
AUGGGUAGCAAAGAUUUUAUAAUUAUCUAUGCUAAUGACUUUACCGCGGACGAUGGAAUGAAAGAUUGCUCCACUAAUUAUGCAUUUUGUAGAGCAUCUAGUCAUGAUUUACCAGACGGCAUGACAUAUUGUACUCACAUGAUAGUUCAGGGUCACAUCGGGAGUAAUAAUCGAUACAUCGAAGCCAGUGACACUGCAUGUUUCCAUCUUCAUGGCAACGUUUUUCAUUGGACUUUUGAUCAAAUAGAUUGUCAUGAUUAUUGUUAUCCUGACAUUGUAAUUAAUCCAACUACUCCUGAAGAUACUCAUUCUAAUUUUAAUACUCAUGAUCCUCAACGAAAUAUGAAUUUUCCUACUACAUAUGAGGAACUUAUGGCUGUACACCGAGAAAAACUUUUGGAUUUAAAUCUUACUCUUUGUUGA